AUGACGGUCCAAUCACUCGAAGAUUUAAUCACAGCAUUACUGGAAUCUUUAUCGACAGCAAAUGAAGAUGGGAAAUCAGAGGUGGCCGAGGCUAUCAUGACGAUCGGCCAAAAUCAGCCGAAAACCACGCUGAAGGCGAUUCAUGCGUAUUUGAUACACCACAAUCGGUUACCGCCAAGUCUCCGAUCCUUCCUGCUACGAUCUGUCAAUGAUAUCCUAUCCGGGCCGAAAAUUCUGGACACUAUCGAUGAGCAGAUGAUUUUACUGAUCAUCAAUUUGACGACGCAAGAAAUGACGAUGACAAAGGACGUCGACCUUGAAUGGGCUGAUGCGGCCAGAGAUCUUUUGGUAACAAUUGGAAAGCACAAGAAGCAUGUUGGAAAUGUGCUCGAUGCAAUUUUGCAGAAAUUUCCUCCCGGUCUCACAACAUCUCCGCACCGCUAUGUUGUUGUUAGUCUGGGGAAGAUCGCCGCACACAAUGCGCAAGGCUUCGUCCCUUUCCUCACGGAUGUUCUUUCUCGAACCGUGCCCUUAUUGAAUGGGAUGAAGGGAGAUCCGCUUAGAGCCUCGUGGGCCCGUGCAAUCUGCUCAUUUUGCGAGGCAGUUCGAGAAUGUGAAUCUUCUGUUCAAGAAGUUAAAGAGGAUUCCGAUGUGCUUGAUGAUGAUGGAAUUUGUGCCAAUCGGGUCACCUAUUGCGACCAGUUUGAGACCGUUUACGAGGCUGUCUUUCUUUGGAUGAGCUCGAAGGAUCCAAAGGUCCGAGCUGAGGCCGCGGAAUGCGUUGGUGAACUUUGCCUGAUGAUUCGAAAGCAAAAGUUAAUCGACGAUCUGAAGAAACUGGUCUCCACACUUCUCGGCUUGUACAAAAAAUCUUAUGGAGAACAUCACACGAUUACCCAGGGUAUCUGCCGAUUCCUCGAAGUAACCUGUAUGGAUGACACGGUACCCCUGGACGCGUAUCUCGACGAAAUUCUGGCGGCCCUCUUCCCGAAUACUUGCCUCGACCCCGAUGAUACAAGCGGCAACCCAUCCCAAACUGCCAUCAAAAAUCAUUCCGAAGCUUUUCGCUGCUUCCAUGUCGCGGCCGCCCGCUUCGCCGACCGGAUCGUCUAUUUUCUUCUGCAUAAAAUGCAGCACAACCAAGACAUGCAGAAGCUGGGCGCGAUAAAUGUGAUGCGUCACCUUCUGAAUUCCUCAGGCGCCUACAUGGAGGAUAAGCGAUCGUUGGUGAUGAUGGGGUUGAGGAAAUUGCUGGCAGUGGAGCACGUAGCCACGAUACGAGUCAAGAGGGCGAUAGUGCAACUCUGCGUGGCGCUCUCCGACCACGCGUACGUCGACGCGGAGGGCGGGCAGCAUGUCAUUGCAUUUUUGGUUCGGAAUUUGAUCAACCAACCGGACGAUCAGACGGCCAAACGCGCCGCUACCGACGAUGUCGCAGGACUGAAUCAACUGCGAACCCAGUGCGCGCAAGCUCUCCACACCAUCACAUCAACGUGCGUAUGCGCGGAUAAGCUUCUCUGGCCGUACCUGCUCGAGUUCCUCUGCGUCAAGGAGUACACCCCGGUGCUGGCCGAUCUCUGCAAAUGCCUCCGUACCCUGCUGGCCAAGGCUCGAGAAGCCGGGAAACCGCUCGACUUCACCGACGGGUUUGAUAACGAACGUGUGCCCGGAAAAUACCAAGUCCUCGCCCGGCUGAUCGUCUCAAUGUGUGGAGCACCGCUGAAUGGCCUUCUUGGAAGACGCGCUCGUGAAUCCCUGGGUCUAUUCCGCGAAAUCGCUGACUGGCUGCACCCUGGCAUCGCGCAAAUCGUUGAACGAUACGAGAAGACGAUGGAACCGCUUAUUGACGAGCUUUCCACGACAACCUGGUCAAAUGAGACGCAAUCUAGUGGUGAGGCAAGGUGGCGCAGAGUUGGCAGAUGGCACGACACCGUCCUCGAUCUACUCUCGGCCACUGUUUCCAUCGUCAAUGAGGGCGAAUGGCGGCAAGAAGUUGCGGCGGCAUUUGGCAAGCAGCUCGACCUCUACAAGGACCAGCAGCACGAAAAGGCAUUCGCCCUCCGUUGUCUCGGCACCACACUUUCUUUCAUCACCAAUCAAACGUUCAUCAUCGACCACAUUUUGUUGAUGUUCCGAUCCACCAACCAUUCGGUCGCUGCCGAGCGUGUCGGUUGUGCUCGUGGAAUUGGGGUGAUUGCGAAAUGCCACUCGGAUUUGGUGCUGAUUCAACUUGAAAACGUGAGCAAAUGGGAAUUUUCGCGCAAGAGCCAGGGCUUUUUUGGCUUUAUAAAGGGCUACACGUACACGGAUCUGGAUAUGGUACAACUGCGAGCGACGCUGAUGCUCUGCUAUGGUCACGUGGUCGCAUCACUACCCUUGGAUGCUGUAACGCAAAGAAUUGAGCAGACCGUCUUCCCAUUUUUACGGACUUAUAUGGCAAAUCAAAAGCAAGAAGUCGUCGUCCGUGAAUGUCUGCUGGAGACGAUACGGCUGAUUGCCGAAUCGGUGCACCCGCUGCGUCUCGGCUCCGAGUACACGCUGGAAAACCGCGGCGAAUUGUUGAUCUACAUCAAGGACUACGUACAAAUGGAACUUUCCGAAACGGUCUCCAGCUGUAUACGUCUACUGGCCUGCCGAGCCGUCGCGGCCCUCGUCCGCCUACCACCACGCCUACCCGAGAAUGACAUCUGGGAAUUCGGCAACAUUCUGAUGAAGGCCAUCCUCCCGAUUUGCCGCGAGAAAAGCGGCCUGAAAACGGCAUUUGAGCUGGACCAGUGGGGCUCGGUCAAAUCGCCGGUUGGACCGUUGAGCCCCGUCCAGUCGACCAGCGAUUUGUUUGCUGGCCAGAAGAGCAAAGCGAAUAAAAGGAUGGAAGAAAACGACGACUCGUCGACAAUCAUGGAAUCUACAGUAAGCCAGCUUGGCGUCGCUUUGGCCGCGAUUAUUCGAAAGGCGCCUGUGCUCGGCACCGCCACGACAUUGCUUAGGUUACUUCAACCAUUCUACGGAAACCCUGCCGACCAUGAGCGGACCCGUGCCGUCGACCUCAGCGCCCUCGUACUACGCGUCUAUUUUGAAGCCGCUGAAGAUAUUCAACUAGGGCGCGCUAACGACUUCCCGCCCCUUUCCUCGCUCUUGGCUCGUCUAACGCCCCGCGUCGCAGAUUCUCUGCACGGCGUCCGCUCCGAGGCCAUCAACAUCAUCCACCUGGCCCUCCGUCUCGCCCACAUUUUCAAGGGGCACCCGAGGGAUUCAGAUCCCGAUAUAUUCUCCAUUCAAGAAUUCCACGAACGCCAUCUGACCGAGGAGGGAAAGUUAGAUGGGCAAUCGGCCAAGAAGGCCAUCAAGCAAAUGGCGCAGGUGAUUGAAGCGCAUCUGCCGUCGUCCCAAAUCCAGACAUAUCUAUCGGCAUUGUUUGACAUGCUGGCGGAUCGUCAGAGCCAAGUUUCGUCGGCCGCCGCCCAGUUACUGGCGCAUUCAUUGAGUUGUCGAGGUGCCGGGUUGGCCAAUGAGGGAGCGACGCUCGUUUCGUCGAUACUGGAGAAGCUGCCGCAAAUACAUGGCUGUGUUCAGACGUACACUGACAUCCUUGCCGCCCUAUGCGCCCUCUACUCUCACCAACAACACAUUGUCAUCGACGUCCUUCUCGAACAACCGCUGCCCUACACACCACAAUUGGUCGAUGUUUGGGAAUGCAUUUCAAGGGAGCGCACGCUAUUCCCCGGCCUCAUCGACUACAUCUUGGAAUUAUUGAUGGAGAGUUUUAAUGCGCCAUACGAGCUUGUCGAUAUCGGUGGCGGGAGCUCGGUGCGGGUGUGUAACCCUCAGCCGCUCGUCUACUGUGCCGCUCUAACGGAAGUGUUCAAGGGUGGCGAGCCGGAGAGCGCGAUCGAGGAGCGAGUUCCGGUACUUCUGGCUGCCCUGUUGCAACUGCUUACCUCGAUUUCUGGGGCUCAAUUUCCGGUCAUACAGAAGGAGACUAAGGACGUGCCCGGCAGCAAAGUCCUCCAGAUCACCCCCGACCUUCGCCGAGCGAUGGAAAAGCCAGCCGGACUGGCGGCGAACGCGAUCCGUGUCUUGCUACAGCGAAUGCGCCUCAACGAAAUCAUCGAGGAGAUGAACGCCGGAAGAUCGUGGUCUGAGUGUCUCGACAACAACAACUUUUUGAACGCGAUGGCCACCCUCACCUGUGCCGUCGUUGAACACAUGCCAAAAUGGGCUGAACCGCUCGCCGACCGAUUGAUGGAAAAGAUAACAUCCCCUCAUGAACCUCUUCGACUCACCGCCGUCACCGUCGUCUCUGCACUCAUCAAAAAGUCACCAAAUCACGACGGAGAUUUUGACCAGCGCCUACUCGUCGAUUGUGUCAACGCCCUCCAAAAUACACUCAAGGACGAGAGCCUGAGGAUCAGAAAGCUUUGCGUGCGUGGCCUCGGCGAAUUGGGAGAAUGCGUGAGCUCGGAAUGUGCAGCCCGCUUCACCGCCCUUGCCGUCGUCGCGUCGAUGCAGGCGCUAGACGACAUCGGCGAUCGACGGGACGAGGUGGCGAUGGAGGCGAUAUUGUCGUUGAACAAGCUCGUGCGACGCGCCGACGACAAGCAGCUCAGCCAGAUUUUGCCGCAAGUGCUGCUGAAGAUACGGCCGUGCUUCGAAAAGGAUUCCUCCGCUCUGCGUGCCGCCUCAUUUUCACUAUUUGGAGAAUUGGGUCGACGUGUUGGCCAGAAUAGCGCCGAUUUUCUGGCACAAUUGCAAACGAAUAUCGUCUCCAUUCUGCUGCAUUAUGGAGAAGAAGAAGCACUGGUACAACAGGCAUGCGGUAUCUGCCUACGCUCUGUCUGCCCCCUAUUAUCCACCGACAUCGCAGCCCAACUGGCCGAACGGUCAAUUAAUGCGAACGGGUCGCCAGCGGUCUCCUACUACACUUUCCAAAAGGAAAUGGCAUUGCUAUUGGCACUGUCAUAUCCGGAUCACGUCAAUUCUUACGGCCUCACCUGCUCCAACUAUUUCAAGGCUACUUCCAGCAUCAUUCGAGUGAACGCUGCCCAUCUGAUCGGGCACCUUCUCGGCUGUCUGACGGCCCCACUGCGUGCAACCAUUAGCAAAGAACUCAUCUUCACGGGUCUCGUCGCGUUGCUGAAGGAUGAUAGCAUCUUUGUCCGCAUCGCCGCCACAAAAGCCAUAUCCCAAUUGCACCAUUUCUCG
Mesorhabditis spiculigera is the source of this 5202-nucleotide messenger RNA. NCBI's taxonomy places the organism in Eukaryota, Metazoa, Nematoda, Chromadorea, Rhabditida, Rhabditidae. The record is from the annotation of a GenBank genome assembly.